AUGCCUCCCAAAUUCGACCCCAACGAGAUCAAGAUCAUCCACCUCCGUGCCACUGGCGGCGAGGUGGGUGCUUCAUCUGCUUUGGCUCCCAAGAUUGGUCCUCUGGGUUUGUCUCCAAAGAAAGUCGGAGAAGACAUCGCUAAGGCCACCGGAGAUUGGAAAGGCUUGCGCGUGACUGUCAAGCUUACCAUUCAGAACCGUCAGGCUGCCGUGUCUGUCGUUCCUACCGCUUCAUCCCUAAUCAUUAGGGCUCUGAAGGAACCUCCUCGCGAUAGAAAGAAGGAGAAGAACAUCAAGCAUAAUAAGUCGGUCAGCCUCGAUGAAAUCAUUGAAAUUGCCCGAACUAUGCGAUACAAGUCUUUCGCCAAGGAGCUCAAGGGUACAGUCAAGGAGAUCUUAGGAACCGCCUACAGCGUUGGUUGCCAGGUUGAUGGCAAGGCUCCUAAGGUUAUCAUCGAGGCUAUCGACAGUGGCGAUAUUGACACUGACAAGUUCAAUCUAGUCCCCGAAGAGUAG
Molecule: messenger RNA, 516 nt
Organism: Metarhizium robertsii ARSEF 23
Lineage: Eukaryota; Fungi; Ascomycota; Sordariomycetes; Hypocreales; Clavicipitaceae
Exons: 5
Coding region: 1-516 (171 amino acids)
Biological process (GO): translation
Cellular component (GO): ribosome; cytosolic large ribosomal subunit
Molecular function (GO): structural constituent of ribosome; large ribosomal subunit rRNA binding
Source: RefSeq, a predicted model, not a curated record